Molecule: messenger RNA, 6939 nt
Organism: Chelonia mydas (Green sea turtle)
Lineage: Eukaryota; Metazoa; Chordata; Testudines; Cheloniidae
Gene: RIC1
Product: RIC1 homolog, RAB6A GEF complex partner 1
Exons: 26
Coding region: 524-4495 (1323 amino acids)
Biological process (GO): intracellular protein transport; retrograde transport, endosome to Golgi
Cellular component (GO): Golgi membrane; Ric1-Rgp1 guanyl-nucleotide exchange factor complex; cytosol
Molecular function (GO): protein binding
Source: RefSeq, a predicted model, not a curated record
GAGCUGCCGACGCGCCGUGGCUCUGGUCCCGAGGCCGUGGCGCCGGAGAGAGCCAUGGAGGCGGCCGCAGGGGCGACUGGCGCGCGCGGAGGUCGGAGGUCGGAGCAGGCGCCGCCGCCGCCACAGCAGAGCCCGCCAUCCCGCCGCUCGGAGCAGUAACCACCGCCGUGUCCCGGCGACGCUGGCCAGGACCGAGCUCCCGGACCCGACCCCUGCCCGCCGCCAGCUUCCGGGACCCUCCUGAGCCCCGCCGGCCUGGCCCGAGCCCCUUCCUCCCUAGUGCCCCCUUGAGCUGCCCGGGGCGGCGGCCGGAGGCGCUCCGGAGUCCCCGGCUCCCCCAUCCCGGCGGCUGGCGCCGUUAGUAUGCCCGCCUUCCCCGCUGCCCCCCGGGUGCCUUCCCCACGCGGCUCGCGAGACGGGACCGGGCCGGGAGUCUGAGCGGCGUCGCCCGGGCUGGUGCCGGCCCGGCCCAGUGCGUACUGAGCCCCCUCGUCGCCCCGCGGAAAGAGGGGAGUCUCCGGCCAUGUAUUUCCUGAGCGGCUGGCCCAAGAGGCUGCGGUGCCCUCUGGAGACCCUGGAGCAGCCGCUGCACAUCCAGACCGACCCCCAGAGGGCUUUCUUCGCAGUGCUGGCCCCGUCCCAGCUCAGCAUCUGGUAUAGCAGGCCCAGUGUAUUAAUUGUAAGCUACAAGGAAUUAUCAAAACCAGCUUCUCAGUUUGGACCCUAUAAGCAAGCAGAAUGGAGGCCUGACAGCACCAUGAUAGCUGUUUCAACUGCAAAUGGAUACAUCUUAUUUUUUGAUAUUCCAUCUUCAAGGGACAAGUAUCUUUAUGAGCCAGUGUAUCCCAAAGGAAGCCCACAUGUGAAAGGGACACCACGUUAUAAGGAAGAGCAAUGUGCUCCUUCUUUAACUCUAGAGAUGAAGAAAGUGCUGGAUUUGCAAGCAUCUAUCACCAGUUUGCAGUCCAUGCUGGAGGAUCUACUGGUUGCUACUGCUGAUGGAUUGCUCCAUCUUAUUCACUGGGAUGGCAUGACAAAUGGAAGGAAGGCCAUCAACCUAUCUACCGUACCAUUUUCUGUGGACCUGCAGUCUUCUCGAGGUUCAUUCUUGGGCUUUGAAGAUAUACACAUUAAAGAUAUGGAAUAUUGUGCCACACUUGAUGGGUUUGCUGCUGUUUUUAAUGAUGGCAGAGUUGGUUUCAUUACACCAGUAUCAAGUAGAUUCACUGCUGAGCAGCUCCAUGGUGUUUGGGCACAAGAUGUUUUUGAUGGAACUUGUGUGGCAGUAAAUAACAAAUACAGAUUAAUGGCAUUUGGAUGUGCCAACGGCUCUGUGCAAGUUUACACAAUAGAUAACUCCACGGGAGCCAUGCAGUUGUCUCAUAAAUUGGAGCUGACACCAAAACAAUAUCCUGAUAUUUGGAACAAAACAGGACCUGUAAAACUGAUGAGAUGGUCUCCUGAUAACUGUGUUGUUAUGGUUACCUGGGAUUGUGGAGGCUUGUCCUUAUGGAGUGUUUUUGGUGCCCAGCUUAUCUGUACUUUGGGAGGAGAUUUUGCUUAUCGGUCUGAUGGUACCAAAAAAGACCCUCUAAAAAUCAGUUCUAUGAGCUGGGGUUCAGAAGGCUAUCACCUAUGGGUGAUCGAUGGGAAUUGUUCUCUGAAUGCAGGGUGUGAUAUAGAUACCAAGAAUGAAGCUCAUCAGCUUGGUAUUCUGCAAUUUCAGUUCAUCAAGAGUGCACUCACUGCUAACACUUGCAUGAGUAACCAGGAGCAGGUCCUCCUGCAAGGGGAAGAUCGCUUGUAUUUGAACUGUGGGGAUGCAACACAGGCCCAGAAUCCCAGAAGUGCUUCAGCACACUCUGAUCAUAAGCCCAUCAGGGAAAGAGGCCCAUUUUUGGAGGGCAGUUUAGAUUCUCAGGGUUUAAGCACUUUAUUAGGACACAGGCAUUGGCAUGUUGUACAGAUUCACAGUACAUAUCUAGAGAGCAACUGGCCUAUAAGGUUUUCAGCCAUUGACAAGCUGGGGCAGAAUGUAGCUGUUGUUGGCAAGUUUGGUUUUGCACAUUAUUCUUUACUCACCAAAAAAUGGAAGUUGUUUGGGAAUAUUACCCAGGAGCAAAAUAUGGUUGUAACAGGUGGCAUAGCCUGGUGGAAUGAUUUCAUUGUUCUUGCAUGUUAUAAUUUAAGUGACCGCCAAGAAGAGCUAAGAAUCUACCUGCGAACAUCCAAUCUGGACAAUGCAUUUGCACAUGUCACCAAAGUGCAGGCAGAAACAUUACUACUCAGUGUCUUCCGGGAUAUAGUAAUAUUGUUUAGAGCAGAUUGUUCUAUUUGCCUUUAUAGUAUUGAAAGACAGCCUGAUGGUCCUAACCCUACUGCCAGUAUUCAAGUUCUUCAGGAGGUAUCCAUGUCUCGUUACAUUCCUCAUCCUUUCCUUGUAGUUUCUGUAACUCUGACAUCAGUGAGAACAGAGACUGGUAUCAGCUUGAAAAUGCCACAGCAGGCCUGUGAGGCAGAAAGCAUUAUGUUAAACUUAGCAGGACAACUCAUCAUGGUACAAAGGGAUCGGUCUGGCCCCCAGAUAAGAGAGAAGGACAGCAGUCCUAACCAAAGGAAACUUCUGCCUUUUUGUGCUCCAGUUGUGCUAGCCCAGUCGGUUGAAAAUGUUUGGACUACCUGCAGGGCAAACAAACAAAAGCGCCACUUACUGGAGGCACUCUGGCUCAGCUGUGGUGGGUCAGGUAUGAAAGUCUGGCUUCCUUUGUUUCCCAGGGAUCACCGCAAACCACAUUCCUUUUUGUCAAGACGGAUCAUGCUGCCUUUCCACAUCAACAUAUACCCCUUGGCUGUUCUGUUUGAAGAUGCCUUGGUUCUUGGUGCUGUCAAUGACACUGUACUCUAUGACUGUUUAUACACUCACAGCAGUGCUAGACAACAUUUGGAGGUCCUCUUUCCUUUCUGUAUUGUUGAGAGAACCUCUCAGAUCUACCUCCAUCACAUUUUGCGCCAGCUUUUGGUUAGGAACCUAGGAGAACAAGCCUUGCUUUUGGCCCACUCCUGUGCCACAUUACCUUACUUUCCUCAUGUGCUAGAACUGAUGCUUCAUGAAGUGCUGGAAGAAGAAGCUACCUCGCGGGAGCCCAUUCCCGACCCUCUGCUUCCCACUGUGGCUAAGUUCAUUACAGAGUUCCCCCUUUUCCUGCAGACAGUUGUGCAUUGUGCUAGGAAGACAGAAUAUGCCCUGUGGAAUUACCUUUUUGCUGCUGUUGGAAACCCAAAAGACUUAUUUGAGGAGUGCUUAAUGGCCCAGGACUUAGACACAGCUGCCUCUUACCUUAUUAUCUUACAGAACAUGGAAGUUCCAGCAGUUAGUAGGCAGCAUGCCACUCUUCUGUUCAACACUGCCCUGGAGCAGGGGAAGUGGGACCUUUGUCGUCACAUGAUCAGAUUUCUUAAAGCCAUUGGUUCUGGUGAAUCAGAGACUCCUCCGCCUACACCCACAACUCAGGAACCCAGCUCAACUGGUGGCUUUGAGUUCUUUAGACAUCGCAGCAUUAGUUUAUCCCAAUCAGCAGAGAAUCCUCCUAACAAAUUUAAUCUACAGAAAACACUGAGCAUGCCUUCUGGGCCAUCUGGGAAAAGGUGGAGUAAAGACAGUGACUGUGCUGAGAACAUGUACAUUGAUAUGAUGCUCUGGCGUCAUGCUCGACGCUUGCUGGAGGAAAUCAGGCUUAAAGACCUUGGCUGCUUUGCUGCACAACUAGGCUUUGAGCUGAUUGGCUGGCUGUGUAAGGAGCGAGCCCGGGCUGCCCGUGUGGAGGAUUUUGUGAUUGCCUUGAAGAGACUACACAAGGAUUUUCUCUGGCCGUUUCCAGUCAUACCAGCUUGCUCUGUUAAUUCACCUUUCAAGAAUGGAAAGUACAAGACAGCUGUUGGAGAGCAGCUGCUCAAGUCCCAGUCUGCAGACAGUUUUUUAAAUGUGGAAAUGGACACAGGGGUCUCAAGUGCACCUCAGAGUCACAGCUGGCUUAGCACCAUCAAUUCCUCCCAGAGAGAGAUGGACACAGUUUCAUCCCAUGGACCUCAUAUGCAAGAUGCAUUCCUCUCUCCUUUAUUUAAUAAAGGUGAUGAAUGCAGCAUUGGUUCAGCAACAGACCUGACGGAAACAAGUUCUAUUGUGGAUGGUGACUGGACCAUGGUGGAUGAAAACAUCUCCACUCUAAGUUUAACACAGUCAGAGCUGGAACAUAUCUCUCUGGAAUUGGCUAGUAAAGGGCCACACAAGUCACAGGUCCAACUACGGUAUUUGCUACACAUCUUCAUGGAAGCAGGAUGUCUGGACUGGUGCAUUAUCAUCGGCCUUAUUCUCAGAGAAUCUUCAAUAAUCAACCAGGUUUUUACCUUAAUGCAGUCUUCUGAUGCUGAUGGAGAGAUCUGGCAGAAUAUCAAGACUGGGCUACAUGCUGUAGACAGAUGGGCUUCCACAGAUUGAUUGCAGUCUCUUUUCUUCCUGUGUGUUUGUACAAGACCUGGAACACUGGGGCCUUGAUCCUGUCUGAGGCUUUUCGGUGCCACUGCAAUAUACUGAUUAAAUUUUCAAUGCAACUAGAAACUUAUCACUUUCCAUUUUUACUAAUUACAGAACACAGUGCUGUGUUUUGCACUAUUACUUUGUAAGUUUUAAAAUUCUUUUGAAUAAAUGAAGGGACCCUCCUAUUACAAUAUAUAAUUUGGUAUUUUGACAAUGUUCCACUACUUGGGUCUCCAUUUACAUUGACUUCAGUAAGAGUUUAGGCACUCAGAAGAGAAUUUACCUUAGCAGCUUCCCUAAAGAAAUCCACAGGGAAGACAGCUCUGUAACAGUCUGUUAUAAUGCAGAGUCCCCUGAAACAAUGGUGUCUAUUUGAAUUGCUGUCACUGUUUGACCCCAUGUGCUUUACGCAAGAGCUCAAAUAGGUGUGCCUACAGUAAUGAUUUACUGCUGAAGCCUAGAGGGCAGAAUGUGAAUGAAGUGCUAUUUUUAGUUCACUGCAUAGUUACCUCUUCCUUCUUUGUUCUUUAGCCCUGGGUACAAGCCAUUUUUAAAUGUCAUCAAGCCACAGCUCCAGAAACUAAGCGAGAUAUCAGAAGAGCAAGUGCAGCCUGAAGCUUUUCAACCAGUGAACCCUUGUAAGGUUACUGAACAAGCCAGCCCAAGGGCAGAGGAAAGCCGGAGUUUGAGCUGCCAUAGCACUAGCCCUCAGAGCGAUAGUGGAAGUAACAGUGUGAGUCGACAUGAAGAGGACAUGUCUGGGGCAGAGGAGGAGGAUCCUCUCCAGGAGGGAAGUUAUGAGUGCACUGUAUCCUAACAUGAUUUUAGUUGCUGGAGAGAUGGUAGAUAAGUACACAAAUUAUCAGGAUUGUAAGGAAGCAAACCAGCUUUCAGACAUGCUUCCCUGGGUUGAACUUUAAUGUUUGAUUUCUACAAGCGUUGAAUAGAGAAUGUCAGAUCCAUGGAUGUGUAUAAGGUGACCUCAGAUAAGCAGCUCACAACACCUACAACUGAAACCAAGAGAAUCGUUAUGUGAAAAGAGUUGGUCUUAUUGUGAAGACGACUUGUUCUUCCUCUGUCCUUCUCUAAAUUGAGCUUGCUCUUCUGGUACUGAAUAUUGAUUGCAGAAGGACAGCAAUAGGCAUCAAUGCAGAUUUUAUUCUAUUUUAACAUCCGUUUCAUGAGUCCCUUUGCCAUAUGUGUCACCUAAUUUGGACAACCUUCUGAAUAUCUCCUAUAUAAUGAGAGAAAGCAAGAGAUGACUUCUGUUUUAUAAUCAUCGACACCUUGCCUGUUUUUCCUGUCAGACUUUAAAAUAUAAAUUGUAAGAUGAAGGUAGUUAAAAAGUUAUGGCCUGAGUCAACUGGGAUCUAAGUGUUUAUGCUGUUUGAUAUCACUAAAUAUUUUGUAUUAAAGAAUUGUAAAGUGUAUGUUUUUGUGAAUAUUCUUGUAUAAAUAUUCUCAAGGGUGUGCUGUUCAUGCUCUUGGGGUUGUACCAUAUUUUAAGGUACCUGUGUAUUUUGCAUGGUUAUAGCUAACUGGUAAAAUUAAAGCAGAGUUGCACUUCCUUCUGGAUGUGGCAUACUUUUACUCUGACCUAUCAUUAGAGUAACAUUUUAAAAGUGGCUUGAUUUUUUUACCCUUGGCCACUCUGACCUACAAUUAAUUUUAAGAUUACUGAAGGGUCUUAUUUAUUUCAUGUGUAAAUUCCUUUCACAAGAAUGGAUUUUUUUUAUGUAAAUAGAAUCACUUAUGUACUGUUACUAAAUUUUAGUAAUAUGUAAGCAGUGCAUACUUACAUUUUUUCAAACAUUUUAUAAUGUGUAAUUAAGAUUUUAUUAUAACUUUCAGCCACUGUUAUGAAAGCUGGCUGCGGAAGUCUCAUAGCUGCUUUGAGGUGCUUAUUUUCCUAGCUGCUGUCCCCCAAUAUAUGUAAUAUUAAAUACCUGUAACAGUAUUACAAUUUAGAUAUUAGCUUGUUUGUACUGUGCAAUCUGAAUAAAAUAAUGCACCAUUACUUAUUUUAUACAAAAUUCCACUAGCUUAUUUUUAUGCUGUAACUACCACUUGGUAAAAAAACAAAAUCAAUAGUCUCCCACUGCUGCUGUUCCUAUUCAAAUUCUGAAAAUUUAUUCUUCACACUUAAGACAGGUCAAGUUUUUCACAAGGGUGAAGUAAGUGGCUGGUUGCACUUCUUGCUUAUUUAUGUUUUAAAGAGUUUAAUAAUGGUGUCUGCUGUAGGUGUAAUUUUGAUUGCUUUAAUUUGUCUUACAUGCAGUAAAACUUCAAAUCCUGUUUUGGGGGAUAGAUACCUGCCUAGUAAAUAAAGCAUACUAAUGUCAGUUAUCUGAAGUAUGUUCUUCCAUCCAAAUUAGGGGACUUGAACAAUAAAACAGUUGUAUUAA